Thlaspi arvense is the source of this 1277-nucleotide messenger RNA. Lineage: Eukaryota; Viridiplantae; Streptophyta; Magnoliopsida; Brassicales; Brassicaceae. The record is from the annotation of a GenBank genome assembly.
ACACACAAACAACACCAGAACAGAAGCGAAAAGAGCGAGAACAGAGGCGAAAAGAGCUGUUUCCCGUGCUCCUCGGUGCUCAGAUGUUCUGUAUUGCUAUUCUUAUUUCACUUUUAAUAAGGCACCAUCUCGUGCCGAACAUAGAAGUAGCUUCUAUGGAUUUCACUGUACAAAAUAUUACACAAACUCGUCUCAGUGCGAAUUGGGAUUUACUGGUAAGGAUUCCCAGAAGCCUUCCUGAUAAAUUCAUAUGCCUUCAAGGAGACGUUCAAGCUUCCUUGUUUUACAAGGGUGUUACUCUUGUUACUUCCUCCAAACAGAGGUACAACAAUCUCAAACAUCGGUCGCCUCAGCAACUUAGCGUUUCAGCUUCCAUCUCUGAAGAAGAUAUUGGCGGUUUGAUCGGAAAAAACAUUAUCAACGAUAUCAAAGAGAAGAGAGAAGUCAAGUUUGGAUCGCAUGUUUUUCUUACGGAUUGUAGGGCAAAGACGUCAGGAGUUUUGAGGUACGCGUGUGAUGAAACCACGUUACGCUUCGAGCCAGGUUCUGAGCUUAGGGCCACUGCGUCUGGGAGCAACCCUACCUGCCCACAAAAACGAAGACAAGAAGAAACGACGAUGAGCUUCAGUGCUUCUCUCAUCUCUUCUUCUUUGGCGCCUUCGUCUCUCGUCUCGCUACACAAUCUUCCUCCUUCCUUCUUCCUCGGAAACAAAGUCGUCAAGUCAACAAUCGUCACUCGCUCACGGCGUCGAUUGACAGCAUCAUGUAGUCCGGUUGCAAAAGCAGCUGCGUCGUCGGGGACAACCAACGACCUUGUCCCCGAAACGGCUCCGACAUCUGCGUCUGAGGUCGUCACCAGCUUCUACGCCGGCAUCAACGGCCAUGAUUUAUCCUCCGUCACAGACCUCAUCGCUCAGGACUGCGUCUACGAGGAUCUCGUCUUCCCAUCCCCUUUCGUUGGCCGAAAGGCAAUUCUAGAUUUCUUCGGAAAGUUCAUCGAAUCAACAAGUAAGGAUCUGCAGUUCGUGGUAGAUGACAUUUCAACAGAGGACUCUUCAGCUGUUGGAGUUUCAUGGCAUUUAGAGUGGAAGGGAAAGAAUUUCCCAUUUAGCAAAGGCUGCAGCUUUUACCGGCUACAAGUAAUCGAUGGCAAGAGACAGAUUGUAUAUGGAAGGGACUGCGUCGAGCCUGCAAUUAAACCUGGAGAAACAGUUUUGGCUGCUAUAAAAGGUGUUACCUGGCUGCUGCAGAAAUUUCCUCAAUUGGCUGACCAAUUC